Exophiala viscosa is the source of this 1884-nucleotide messenger RNA. RefSeq lists its product as uncharacterized. The transcript is spliced from 3 exons. The coding region runs from base 96 to 1679 and encodes 527 amino acids. NCBI's taxonomy places the organism in Eukaryota, Fungi, Ascomycota, Eurotiomycetes, Chaetothyriales, Herpotrichiellaceae. Gene Ontology annotation, molecular function: phosphatidate phosphatase activity. The record is from RefSeq and is a predicted model, not a curated record. Gene Ontology annotation, cellular component: actin cortical patch.
GUACUACAUAUACUCUGAUUCUUGAUAUCCUGACCGCUGGUCCUAAUAAUUGACCACACUUGACUGCACUCCCUCCUACACUAUCCUCCCUCAUCAUGGAUAUUCGUUCACUUCUCCUCCCGCUCCUCUAUAUCCUUUGCGCAAACGCCCUUCCUACCGAGGUGUCCCAAGAAGAAAAGGCUCUAAUUACUCCUGGACCGACCUUCGCGGUUUAUGGAGGCUAUCCUGCCGUGAAACGAGGUAUCGUCAGUGAUAUCACCUCAGACCUCACCUCAGAACUCGAUUCCUAUCUCAACAGUAUCUUCAGUGAGCUGGGGACGGCCAUACCCUCGUACGUGUCCAAUGGUCUGUUGCCCAACCUGGAGAAUUUGCCUACAGGCAGUGCUGUCGCCAGCUCCCUGGGUGUGAACAGUUCUGAUCUGGCUGCCUCUCCGACUCAAGUGUUGAAUAUUCCUGGCUACGGAAACUGGACGAGCGAUGGCUGGAGUUUGCGGAUACACGGGAAUGUCUUCAAGCAGCCCAACGUCUCCAAUGCCACUAUCGACAAGCUAGCCGAUGGCUUCCUAAUUGGCACCAGUAUUGCCAACCUUACUGCUUCGGAACAAGACCAAACUCGCAAUGUGACAAGAGAAAUAUACGUGGUUCAACAGAGCAACGAGUCAGUGACUAUGGAGAUUCUUCCCGGCGCCGAGGCUGGUUCUAGCGGUCAGGUCGGUGGCGGCGGUGGUGUCACGCCAGCAGGAGGUGAACAGACUAUCACGUUGCCGGACUUGACAACAUCAGAAGGAGAUUUCGAUGUUUUUGUUCCAGUAUCGAAUACUUCCUUGACGCUGACCGCUGGUACCGGUGAUAUAGCACCCCAGAGGUUGGAUGUCUACGCCCAGGGGACCGACACGGGGAAUGCCACGUCCUAUCUGGUCUCUGAUCAAGGCUUCACGAUCAUCAGCGAUAUCGAUGACAUCCUCCGCGUUACCAAGAUCUACGAACCAGCACAGGGCAUUCUCAAUACCUUUGCUCGCCCAUUCACGCCUUGGUUGAACAUGCCCGACAUAUAUGCCAACUGGUCGAACAGCAUCCCGACUAUGCACUUCCACUACCUCACUACCACUCCGGAGGAGAUCACGCGGAACUAUAUGAACUUCAUUUAUGCUACCUAUCCUGGCGGAUCGUUCGAUACACGUCCUCUGAACUUCAGUGAUGUCUCUGCAACGCUGUCCAUCCGCAAAUUUCUCCUCGUCAAGAUCUUCGAGACGUUUCCAAAUCGCAAGUUCAUCUUGGUUGCUGACACGAGUAACUCUGAUGUCAUGCGAGACUACCCUGAAAUGGCGACAGACUAUCCUGGUCAGGUGCAGUGCAUCUUUUUGCGCAAUACGAGCUCUACAGAUUCGGGUGACAAAUUCCCGUACAACACUGAGGGCUUCAAGGAUCUGAAUCAGUCGUCUUACAUGUUCUUCAAGGUGCCAGACGACCUUACGAAUCUGGAUAUCGUGAACGGACAGUGUUAUAACUCUUCGAUUCCUCAGAAUCUGACAUUCGGCUACCAAGGGCUACCAUUCGGGAUCGACUCGGGAAGCAGCAGUUCAAACAGCAGUUCAAGCAGUAGUGCAGCUUCAAGAUCGUGCAGAAUAGGAAGCUUCAUCGUGCUUGUUGCUGGGGUUCUAGCCUUCAUUAUUGUAUGAUUGCGCAAGUUGUCAAUCGCUGGUGCGGGCAGACUCCGUGACACGGUCGAGCAUCCAUUGUCUUUCAUGACCUCGGCCUGGUGACUGCAAAGCCUCUCCUUUCUGGACCAAGUACUCGAUUGUGCCGCUUUACGCGGGGCUAGACCAUCUGUCUGAAGGCUGUUUACCUGAAGAGGCUUCAUGGUAGAUAUUAGUACCCUCACCG